UCAGGCAUCAGGAAACUAUCUGAGAAUGUGGAACUGCAGGGGAGUACCUCUGUCUUCUUGAGGACCUUGGGUCUGUUUUGUGUAAAACCAGAGAGGGUGUGGAGAGACUGCAGUGAGCGAAGUCUGAUCUUCCUGUUCACGGACUGGCUCUUUUUUCAGUUGGUGUCUACCUUCUGCCACAAGACUUCAUCUUUGGAGCGGAUGGAGGAGGAGGGCGAUGAUGAUGACGAGGAUGAUGAAUUGGACAUUUCUGGAGGUUACGACAGCUUCCGGGGCUACAACAGCAGCGUGGGCAGUGACAGCAGCUCCUGUCUGGAUGAGUCUAGUGACGAUGAGGUGGCAGGCCGGGAAGCUGGAGAGCUUCCGAAUUCUCCUGUGCCCCAGCUCUCCACAGGCCAGCUCGCAGAGGACAGCGGUUCCGAGCCAGCUGUAUGCGAGAUGUGUGGGAUUGUGGGCACCAGGGAGGCUUUCUUCUCCAAGACCAAACGUUUCUGCAGUGUCUCCUGCUCCAGAAGCUACUCCUCAAACUCCAAGAAGGCCAGCAUCCUGGCCAGACUGCAGGGAAAGCCACCAACGAAGAAAGCUAAAGUCUUGCACAAGGCAGCCUGGUCAGCCAAGAUUGGGGCCUUCCUUCAUUCACAGGGUACAGGGCAGCUGGCAGAUGGGACACUGACAGGCCAGGAUGCACUUGUCCUGGGCUUUGACUGGGGAAAGUACCUGCAGGAGCACAACUUCAAGGCAGCUCCUGUCAGCUGCUUCAAACAUGUGCCCCUCUUUGAUCAGUGGGAUGAUGUGGUGAAAGGUAUGAAAGUGGAAGUGCUGAACAGUGACGCUGUGCUCCCCAGCCGCGUUUACUGGAUUGCAUCCGUCAUCCAGACUGUAGGAUACAGGGCCCUUCUGCGAUAUGAGGGCUUUGAGGAUGAUGCCAGCCAUGACUUCUGGUGCAAUUUGGGCACAGUGGAUAUUCACCCCAUUGGCUGGUGUGCCAUCAACAGCAAAAUCCUGGUACCGCCACAAACUAUCCAUGCCAAAUUCACUGACUGGAGAAGUUACCUCAUGAAAAAACUGGUGGGAGCCAGGACCAUUCCAGUGGAUUUCCACAUCAAGAUGGCAGAGAGCAUGAAGUACCCGUUCCGGCAGGGCAUGCGGGUGGAAGUGGUGGAUAAGAAUGACGUGUCCCGGACACGCAUGGCAGUGGUGGACACAGUGAUUGGGGGCAGACUGAGACUCCUCUAUGAGGAUGGCGACAGUGAUGAUGACUUCUGGUGCCACAUGUGGAGUCCCCUCAUCCAUCCUGUGGGCUGGUCACGGAGAGUGGGACACAGCAUGAAGAAGACAGAAGAAAAACGCAGUGACAUGGCAAGCCAUCCCACCUUCCGGAAGAUUUACUGUGAUGCUGUCCCCUACCUGUUUAAGAAGGUACGAGCUGUCUAUGCUGAAGGUGGAUGGUUUGAGACAGGCAUGAAACUGGAGGCCAUUGACCCCCUGAACCUGGGCAACAUCUGCGUGGCCACUGUUUGCAAGGUCCUCUUGGAUGGGUAUCUCAUGAUCAGCAUUGAUGGAGCCACCUCUGAUGAUUGCUCUGACUGGUUCUGCUAUCAUGCCUCUUCGCACGCCAUCUUUCCCAUCAACUUCUGUCAGAAGAACAGCAUUUCUCUGACCCCUCCAAAAGGGCAUGAUGCAGAGACCUUCAGCUGGGAAAGUUACUUGAAAAAGACUAAUUCAAGACCUGUUCCAGCACGGCUUUUCAACACAGACUGCCCAAACCACGGCUUCAAGGCAGGCAUGAAAGUGGAAGCAGUGGACCUGAUGGAGCCGCGGCUCAUCUGUGUGGCCACAGUGAAGCGCGUCGUCCACCGUCUCCUUAGCAUCCACUUUGAUGGCUGGGACGAUGAGUAUGACCAGUGGGUGGACUGUGAAUCUCCAGACAUUUAUCCUGUGGGGUGGUGUGAGCUGACAGGCUAUCAGCUUCAACCACCUGUUGUUCCAGAGCCCACAACUCCAGUGAAGGCCAAGGAGGUGCCCAAGAGGAAGAAGAAACCCUAUGGAAAGAAGAGAAAAAAGUUAUCUGCCAAAACCCGCAACGUCAGGCAGACUACCAAGAAGCCUUCCAACCCGAGGAUGAAACGAGAAGCCAGAGCUGCCAGCCAGGCUUUACCAGAGCCAGCACCUGAUGAGAGUAAGAGACUGAGUUACUCUGCCCAGCAGCCACGUGCCGCUCUUCCGCUCAUUGCUGUGCAGGUGAAAGAAGAAACCAUCGACCCCUCGGUAGCAGAGUUGGAAGCCACAGAGCUUCCUGUUCCCAUCAGCAGCAUAAAGCAGGAGGUCACAGACUGAUCUGGGACUAUCCCCCAUGUGCCCACAGCAGCCUGUGCUUCACCAGGUGACUCUGAGGGAAGUCAUGGCAAAGGGAAGCAGAAGACUAACAGGGACUUUGCUUUUUGAGGCAGACCACCCUGCAACAUCUCAACUCUGCUUUCCUGAUGUGCAAGAAAAUAUCCCUUAGACUUGUGAUCUUAAGCCCUGGGAAACAGGCUCCAGAAAGGCCACAGGCAUGCUGAGGAGCAUGACCAGGGUGGCUGCUGGGGCUGUGUGUGCCCAACUUUGAAGGCACCCUUCUGAGCAAAAGUUCCGGAUGGGAAAAGAGGCUUCCAGAGCACAAAGGGGCAUUUUGGGUUCUCAGCCAUGGCUGGAGCUGCUGCAGUCUGGGAUGAUGUGUGCAGGUUGCAUGUGUCAGGCGGCCCUUGUAGGGCAUUGGUGGUGUGCUCCCUGGUCUAGGCCCACAACCCCCGAGAAAGUCAGGACAGGAAGAGCGGAAAGAGCUGGAAAAAAAACACAAAAAGGGAUGAUGAUGCCUCUUGAGGCAAGAGACCUUUCUGAGUGUCAUCAUUUCUUGCUUUUGAACCCAGAACUGCAGAGAACAUGAUGCACAGAUUGAAUUUUUAAUUUUUUAGCAGUCCUACUAUAAAUUUGAUCCACGAUUUGUACCCUAAAGCCCUGUGAAAUAAACUUUGAGGAAGAGGCCAAA
Messenger RNA from Apus apus (common swift), 3028 nucleotides. RefSeq names its product L3MBTL histone methyl-lysine binding protein 2 (gene L3MBTL2). Gene Ontology annotation, cellular component: nucleus. The record is from RefSeq and is a predicted model, not a curated record. NCBI's taxonomy places the organism in Eukaryota, Metazoa, Chordata, Aves, Apodiformes, Apodidae. The transcript has 17 exons. Gene Ontology annotation, biological process: regulation of DNA-templated transcription. Gene Ontology annotation, molecular function: zinc ion binding. Bases 202 to 2337 code for a protein of 711 amino acids.